CCGAACGCCUUACGGAGGUAAAAACCCGCAGUCCGACUCCGACUGUAGUCGAUCCGGAUCAAACAUGAAGUGGGUUCGGUCUUUCCGUCUGACGGUGGGACUGUGGCGGCGGAAAGCAACAAACUUUUGCCCUGCAGGUCGAACCGGGUUCGAACAGCCGAACCAACGACACUUCUGCAGCACUCGGCCAGUCUCCCAAACCACACUGGACCCCAGUGAGGUGAAGAAGUUCCAGUCACUGUCCAGGAGGUGGUGGGACGAACAGGGAGAAUUUGCAGCUCUUCACACCAUGAAUGACCUGAGGGUGCCGUUUGUACGAGAUAAUCUGCUGAGUUUGCACAGCAGCCAUCGGCCUGGAAAACCACUGACAGGCCUCAGAAUCCUGGACGUGGGCUGUGGAGGCGGCCUGCUCACAGAGCCCCUUGCUCGCCUGGGAGCUCAGGUUUUGGGCAUCGACCCCGUCAAUGACAGCAUUCUCACAGCACGCUUACACUCUUCCCGUGAUCCUGAGCUGAGCAGCCGACUCCGCUAUCUGACCUGCACUCUGGAGGAGCUGUCAGCAGGAGGGGAGGCGGAGCCAGGGGAGCGCCAGUUUGAUGCCGUUGUGGCGUCCGAGGUGGUGGAACAUCUGGCCGACUUGGAUGCAUUUGCCUGCUGCUGUGGCACAGUGCUAAAGCCCGGCGGCUCAGUCUUCAUCACAACCAUCAGUCAAACCACCAUGUCAUACCUGCUGGGGAUCGUCAUGGCUGAGCAGGUGCUGCGUAUCGUUCCAGGCGGGAUGCACGAGUGGGAAAAAUUUAUCACUCCCACGGAACUGGAGCGCCUCCUCGAGUCCAAUGGUUUUUCCGUGCAGUCAGUCCAGGGGAUGCUGUACAACCCGCUGUCAGGCAGCUGGAGCUGGACGAGCAGUACCGCUGUCAACUACGCGCUCCAUGCCAUCAGAAUGAGGGACGGGCCCCAGACGGACGGCGCACACAGCUGAGCCCGGCAGACGGAACGAUCCAGCCAGACGUGUCGGGUCUGAGCGUUUCGGGUGAGACGGAGGUUAUUGAUGAUGAUGAUCAGUGAGGAGGUGGAUUGUUGCUUCUGCCAGCAGAAUGCCACGACCGUGCCACAGUCAGCACGGUCGUCAGCUUUGACUCAAACCCUCGUAGUUUUUCAGAAUGUUUGCAGUUAAAUCUGUUGCAUUUCCUAAAACAGUGAUGUUGGCAUUAUUUGUGUGUGGUUGGUUUUGUGUAAUCUGCACACUUGAGAGAGACACACACACACACACACACACACACAUACUCUGGGAAGUCGUGGAAGUAUUUUAAUUUCACCUUUAUUUAGCCAGGUUAGUCCCAUUGAGACCGAGACUUUUUAUAAGGGAGACCUGGACAGUUAUAAAGUCUCCAGUCCACCAAACCUGUGUGUCUUUAAAUGUGGGAGGAAACUGGAGCACCCGGAGGAAA
Thalassophryne amazonica is the source of this 1451-nucleotide messenger RNA. RefSeq names its product coenzyme Q3 methyltransferase (gene coq3). The transcript is spliced from 6 exons. The record is from RefSeq and is a predicted model, not a curated record. Gene Ontology annotation, molecular function: 2-methoxy-6-polyprenyl-1,4-benzoquinol methyltransferase activity. Gene Ontology annotation, biological process: ubiquinone biosynthetic process. The coding region runs from base 65 to 982 and encodes 305 amino acids. Lineage: Eukaryota; Metazoa; Chordata; Actinopteri; Batrachoidiformes; Batrachoididae.